This is a messenger RNA of Paramecium tetraurelia, 1454 nucleotides long. RefSeq lists its product as uncharacterized. NCBI's taxonomy places the organism in Eukaryota, Ciliophora, Oligohymenophorea, Peniculida, Parameciidae. The transcript is spliced from 7 exons. The record is from RefSeq and is a predicted model, not a curated record.
AUGGAAACUGAUCCAAUGAAUGUUACAUAAAAUCAGACAUAAACUAGACGUCAUUAUCCUAAAGAUGUUCAAGGUUUAAAAUCGGAAUGGUAUGGAAUUGAACAUCAUUUGUAAGAGAUUGGAUUAGACAUUUAGCGAAAUGAAAGGGAAAUUUUGAAUCUAAGAAAAAAAGAAUUAUUGACUGAAUUGGAUCGCAAAAUGCUUGAGUAAUUGUAGAUUAAGUAGAAGGAAUUAGAGUAGAAAUAUGAAGAUGCGCAAGAAAUGAAAAGGAGACAAUUGAAAUUCUAAGAGGAACAGAGAAAAUUCUUAGAAGAUAGGGCUAUAUUGCAAAAAGGCAUCUCUUCCAUCUAUGACAAAUAAAAAUAAGAUUCCUUAAUUAGAGAAAUGGAUAUGAGACAAUAAAAGUUAGAGUGGGAAUAGUAGGCUUUGGAAGAGAAUAGAAGGAGAAUGGAAUAGGAUUUCCUAUAGAGGAGAUUGCAGAAGGAGCAAUGGGCUAAAGAACAAGAUGCAGACUUGAAACUAUCUUAGUUAAGACAUAUGGAAGAAAGAGAGAGAUAUAGAAGUGAUUAAAUUGAAAUUCAGGAAUUAAAUAGAAGAAAUGCAGAAAAAGAAUUAAUCAAAGAGGAAAACUAUAAAAACUUUUACAGACUCUGCUCCCAAAAUUAAGCUUAAUUGUAGAAAAUGCAUAUUGACAAUGUUCUGUAGCCUUUGUUAGAGAGGUAAGCCUAAUUGGAGUCAUUGAUUGCUAAAAAUAUGGAUGCUUAUCAAAGAAAACUACUUCAAGAUGAAUUAGAUCGAGUAUUGAAGAGGCAAGAGGAGUGUAGAUCAACACUUAAUGUGAAUAAAAAGAUUUUGGAUGAAAGAGAGUAAGGAAAAUAUCAGGAGAAGAGUGUUAAAUAGGAGUUGAAUAAAUAAAGAUUAGAAGAUCUUUAAAAUUACAAUCAAUUCUUAGUUUAAAAGAAAGUUGAUUAAGUAGAAUAGCAAAGAUAAUACAAAGAAUAUUUAGAUCAGUAAAGAAUCGAAAAAGAGGAACAAAGACUGAAACAACUUAGAAUGGGAAGAUAAGAGAAAUCUAUGAAUAUGUUGGAUUUGCAGGCAUAUAAAAAUUAAGAUGCAUAACUAAAUGCGAAGAUUAUUGGAUGGUCACCAUAAGUUGGUUAAUUACCACCAAAAUAAGAUUAUUUAUUAAAAUAACAAUCUCUAACUUAAUUAAAGCAGGAUGAGAUGAAUACAAUUAACUAAAAUUUGAGUAAUGUUUCUUAAGUCAGUCGAGGACAGGCUUUAAGAGGAGCAGGAUAAAAUGCAAUUCAUUAGAAUCACAAUCCAGUUACAAAUCCUAUUCCAUUUAAUAAUCAGAAUCCUUACAUAUAGAAAUAAUAUGAGUAAAUGAUUAGACCAAGACCUUAUUGAAAUUUAUUCAUAUUCAAUAAUAAUGUUUCAUAUCAUAUACUCUA